This is a messenger RNA of Magnolia sinica, 1233 nucleotides long. Its product is annotated as probable carboxylesterase 15. The coding region runs from base 142 to 1119 and encodes 325 amino acids. The record is from RefSeq and is a predicted model, not a curated record. Gene Ontology annotation, molecular function: hydrolase activity. Lineage: Eukaryota; Viridiplantae; Streptophyta; Magnoliopsida; Magnoliales; Magnoliaceae. The transcript is spliced from 2 exons.
CCACUCUAAGACAAUCAGGACCUCCAAACGAGGCCGGCUUUCUAAACCACUCCCUGUUCUCGCUCUUCCAUCUCCCACCCUUCAAAAUCCCUCCUUCCAAUCUCAUCGCAUCUCCCACAGCCAUUCAAUCCACGCACGAUCAUGGACCCCACCCCUCCCCACGAAGUCGAAGAAUGCCGGGGCGUCCUCCGGGUCUACAGUGACGGCUCGAUCGUCCGAUCGCCCCAGCCCAGCUUCAGUGUCCCCAUCCACGACGAUGGAUCCGUCAUCUGGAAAGACGUCACAUUCGAUCCCUCCCACGAUCUCCAGAUCCGCCUCUACAAGCCUUCAGGCCCACCCGGGCCCACGAAAUUACCCGUGUUCUACUACUUCCACGGUGGGGGCUUCUGCAUCGGGUCCCGCACCUGGCCCAACUGCCAAAACUACUGCCUCCGGCUCGCGGCCGAUCUCCGAGCUGUAGUCGUCGCGCCCGACUACCGGCUUGCACCAGAGAACCGGCUCCCGGCCGCCAUCGAGGACAGCAUCGCAGCCAUUGAAUGGCUGAAAGGGCAGGCCGUGGCUGAAGAUCCUGACACGUGGUUAACAGAUGUCGCGGAUUUCGGGCGGGUGUUUAUCUCGGGCGACUCGGCGGGGGGAAACAUAGCCCAUCACCUUGCGGUUCGGUUCGGAUCCGACUCUACCGAGUUAGCACCGGUUCGGAUCCGUGGAUACGUUUAUUUAGCCCCCUUUUUUGGUGGGACGGUAAGAACCAGAUCCGAGGUGGACAGCCCGAGCGAUGCUUUCUUCCCUUUAGUACUCAAUGACAGGUUUUGGAGGUUAUCUUUGCCAGUUGGGGAGAAUACAGAUAACCCAAUAGUGAAUCCGUUCGGACCGUCUAGUCCGAGCCUUGAAACCUUGGCUCUUUGUCCGAUCUUGGUUGUGGUUGGAAGCUGUGAUUUACUGAGAGACCGGGCCGAAGAAUAUGUGAUGAAGUUGAAAGGGUGGGGAAAGAGAGUUGAGUUCAUGGAGUUUGAAGGGAAGCAACACGGCUUCUUUACCGUCGACCCUUGGUCUGAAGCAUCUAACAAGCUUAUGCAAGACAUCAAAAGAUUCAUGGCUGAAAAUGCAGAAUCGGAGUGAAUUAAAAUGCGACAUUGUGGUGGGUUUGAUCUCAAUGGUUGGUAUUUGGUGUUGUAGCUGUGUGGCACACUUUGUGGGAUAUGUUGCAGUUUUUAAGGACUUCUAUUGGUUUUC